Chiloscyllium plagiosum (whitespotted bambooshark) is the source of this 4208-nucleotide messenger RNA. RefSeq names its product RAB33A, member RAS oncogene family (gene rab33a). Gene Ontology annotation, biological process: Rab protein signal transduction. NCBI's taxonomy places the organism in Eukaryota, Metazoa, Chordata, Chondrichthyes, Orectolobiformes, Hemiscylliidae. The record is from RefSeq and is a predicted model, not a curated record. Gene Ontology annotation, molecular function: GTPase activity; GTP binding.
UUAAAAAGUGGGUAAUCUUGACACUUAAAAUACAUUUCAAUACCUUGCCCGAAUAAAGGUUUUUUUAGGAUAGGAGUUGGCAGUGAUAGUAGCCGGUGCAGUGUAGUCUUUGCCGAGCAUAAGCUCCUCCUUGGCCCUACUUGAAUGCACACAUCCAAAUAUCGUUUCAUUUAAUAAAAUACUGGAAAUACUUAGCAGAACAAGCAAUAUCCACAAAGAAGGAAAUGUUAUUGUUCUCUAUUGACUCUGAGUAAUCAUUUCCCCUUCACAAAUGCAGCUUGCCCUGCUGAAUACUUCAGCUUGUGUUUUUCUCACUGUCGACAGUAAUCACUAGCUAGCGAGUACGGGUUGUCCACCUCGGGAAUUCCGUGUCACUGGGCAUGGGUUUCUGUGGGUCCGUGUGUGGCUGAUGAAUCCAAUCCCACCGCAGCAUCCCCAACCAGACAAAUGGCAGGUGUUUCCCGGAAGUGGAGCUAGUCCUUCAAAUUGCUAGCAUUCCUUUCUCAGGUUCCUGUUCGUAUUUCUUCUUGCCGAUGGGUGUUCUCAAAGAGUUGUGUCCCUUCAUACAGGACUUUCCUUCAAGUCACUUUUUCUUGCACAACAGUCUUCAAUGUGUUAACCUCUAUGUUGCAUUUCUCGAAGGAAGCCUUCAGGAGCGUCUAGAUAGAUGCCUGGUAUGGGAUAUCUUUUAACGUGAGAAUAUUGUUGCACAUCAGCAGACCCACGUUCACUGACAGUAGGUAGAUCCAGCGCCAAUGGUAAGGAAAUAUUGGCUCGGAAUCUCCCUAUGGUUUGCAGCCGUUAUCACUCACAUAACUUACUCUUUUGUUCUAGUAUUUUGCUGUUAUAUCAUUGUAGUUAACUGGUUUCACUUUUGUAUAUUAUUAGGCCUGAAUUGAUCCAUCUGGUAUUUCUCCAUUAAUAUAAACAUGUGGCUAUUAUUGAGAAUUUCUGUCUUGUCAGCCACAGCACCAUUUUGAAGGAGAGAACAUUAGAAGAACCAUGUUAUUGGGUGCACUCCAUAUGUUAUGGUUCUGCAACACCAAUGGCUAUGAGGCAAUAUAUCCAGUGCUCGGCUAUGAGGCAAUAUAUCCAGUGCUAAAUGCUAGGAAUAUCAUUCCUAAUUUUCCCUCUGUACAGACGUUAUCUGAACGGAUUGUCAUUAUAGGAAUAUUAAUACUUUAAAAAAAUGAAGGGGUGAGCUAAAGCAACAGGAAAUAGCUCAAUGUAUUUGUUGCCUGAAGUGAUCACACCUCUUGUCAUUUAUUACCCUUUAACGUCCUCCUGAAAAUUCAUCCCACCUACACAUGCUUUUGGUCCCUCAAAAUCUCUCCUCCAUCUUUGGCUUUGUGUACAUUUCCCUCCCCGCCCCCCUGCGGUGGCUGGGUAAAUUGUCCAUAUGCAACGCGAUAUUCAAAUGUAAGCUGCUUGCUGCUGGAAGAAAAUUAUUUAAUCCCUCGUCUGGAUCUGGGCUCCCAUCGGGGGGCACCUUUUGAAAUUCCAACAAAUAACCUUGGAAGUCCCGAUUAAUAAAGGGGGGCUGGAAAAUCAACUGGUGGGCGAUAUAGUGACCUCAGAUAUGAACAUAGCACAUAUAAUCCUCGCUUUAGUGGAAUGAGGUCCUGUGGCAAUCGCAGUUCAGUUUCACGAUUUACAGAAACCUAGCUGGACCACCAUAGGACGAGUAUGGAACUCCACCAUGAUGGGAAAAAUGAAGAAAGCGAAUCAGUACUAGUUACGACAUUUUGGUAAAUAAAAACAUUAUUUGCACGGAAGAAGAGCACUAAUUUAGAAUGCUUUGCAUGUAAGAAGGAGACGUUAUGUUGACGUGACGCCGCCGGCCCUUUAAGUGACGGAUGCCCUGUGCUGAGAGCAGUGCUUUGUCCUGCUGUAAGCGCUCUGCCUCCAUCACUGCGUCAAUUUCACCUGAUCAAUUACUGCGUGGCCCCAUUAAUCAGCACCAAACAACACACACACAAAAACCAACAGCGCUCACAGCGAGAGGGAAUGUCCAGGGGAGCUGCCUCAUAACAUCACCAGGUUUAUCAUCAACCCGAUCCUUCCCAAUCAAACUGAACACAACAAGCUUCGCCCUGCAUUCUGACAAUCCCAGCCCUGACCCGAGUGUUGUAUAUUUAAUGUUUGAUCUUCAAUCUUUCUGACAGCCGGUUGUGGUUUCACCGCUAGCCAAGGGCUCUUCAUUCCUCUUGGAGCGUGAGAAGACUUUGUUUUUGUGUGAAGAUUUCUCUUUCACUUUCGUCAGUAAUACAAAGCGGGUUCCACUAUGGCAAAUCAAUUGACGGCGAAUGGCGACUCCAGGGGUUUCGGAUCGAAGAAGGUCUCCACCGAUUACGAUUCGUCUUUGGAACUGUCUGUGCAAGCGCGGAUAUUUAAAAUUAUUGUAAUCGGGGACUCCAAUGUUGGCAAGACAUGUCUGACCUUCAGGUUUUGUGGGGGAACGUUUCCCGACAAGACAGAAGCCACCAUUGGAGUAGAUUUUCGCGAGAAACCGGUGAAUAUAGAAGGGGAAACAAUCAAGAUUCAGGUCUGGGAUACUGCUGGCCAAGAACGAUUCAGAAAAAGUAUGGUACAACAUUACUACAGAAAUGUACAUGCUGUGGUCUUUGUAUAUGAUGUAACAAAACUGGCCUCCUUUGAAAAUCUCAAAGCGUGGAUUCAAGAAUGCAACAGCCACUCAGUUUCACCCAGUGUGCCAAGGGUCCUGGUCGGAAACAAAUGUGAUCUCACUAAUGAGAUACAAGUAUCUUCCAACAUAGCACUCCGGUUUGCAGAUGCCAACAAUAUGCUUUUGUUUGAGACCUCAGCAAAGGAUCCAAAAGAAAGCGACCACGUGGAAUCCAUUUUCAUGUCUCUGGCAUGCAAGCUGAAGGCACAAAAAACGUUGACAUUUCAACAGAUGGAGAAAAGAGAUGGAAAAGUUCAUGUACAGUCUAAUGCUAAGAGUACAUGUCCAUGUUGAGUCACUUAGGCUGAGGAGUUGAGUGAGACUGAAGCUUGUGAGACUGUGCCCAUGUCAGUUUGCUAAAACUGCCUGUUCUUCAAUGUGUCCGAUAUCUGAGAAAAAUCAGUGAACUUUUAGGGUUCCUAAAACCAAAAACCUCAAUUACAAUUCUUUUAUGAUAAGUCUGUAACCCUUUCAGAAAUCUAAAUUAAUUUUAAGAUAAAUGUUGCCAUCUUUUGACAAACUGCCAAAUUUAUAAAUAUAGAACAAUGUACAACAUAAUAAGAUGAUGAGAUGUCCAUUGCCAAUUUUGUUGUUAAUGUUUAGGGUGCAUGAAAUAAAAGGGCUAUUCCCACAAUCUUGCACUUUCGGUAGAAAACUAUGUUGCAAGUGAAUCCAGAUCAGAUAUUAAGCAAUUGCAAUAUAUCCCUGAUUUUUCAAUCUGUUCUCCUGCAAGAUGUGUGCACAACAUUGUUGAAUUACAGGAACUCUGUAUUUCCUUUGUAACCAAUGUUUUGAGUUUUGGAGCAUGUUGUUCUCAGAAUUAUGAUUUUUGAAAGCUUCCACUCCUCUGAAAAGCCAAAAAUCAGCGUAUAUUUAGUGGCAAUAUUUGUGAAAGGGUAAAUGUUAAAAUAUAUCAAAAUAUUUUCAGCAAAGGAUAAAUACAAUUUUAUGGGAAUGUGAUCAGUGAAAAUCUUAUGAUGGUAGUAUCUGAUGGAGUCCUCACUGGGAUUUCAGACUCUGGGUCCUAAUCAGCAUUUCAGUUAAAGCCUUUACUACUGAUUCGGCAGACACCUGGUCCUGUUGCAUUAUAGAUUUUUGACAAACUUUGAAUAAAGAAGAAUUUGCUGAAGAAAACCACCAUGAAUUGUGUAAAUGAUGGGAUAGCUUCAAAUGCUUCAUAUUUUGAAUUUGUAAAACAAAAAUAUCAUUUUUAAUCAGAUCAACCAACUAUGAUCAGAAUAGAGACCUCAAACCAUUUUUAGUUUUUUAUAUUUGACCCAAAGUUAAGGUGAUCAGAAUAGGUAAUAAGAUUUUAAGCUGUGAUCUAAUAAGAAUUAACUGAAGAAUAGUUCAUUUCUUUUAAACUUUGCUGGUAACCCUUUAGAAGUCAAUUUUCAAUUGUUUGGUUGCACUGAACUUAAAUAUUGCAAAAAAGAGACAUAAUGUUAGGGUGAUAGAUAGAAGCUACAGGGACAUAGUUACGCCAGAGAACAGAGGUAGCUAGGUAACAGUUAGAGGUGGG